CUGGACCUGCUCCAGAACCGAGGCCAGAGGCCCCACCACCAGUUCCUGUUCCACUACUGCAACGCCUACCUGAACGCCGUCAGGUGGACGCCCGCCAACAGUAGCUCGGUGUUUAUAGGUAGCUCGGUGUUGAUAGGUAGCUCUGUGUUUAAGGCCUUCUUCUUCACGCCGACCUUCUCCCCGGAGGACGGGGCCUCCUGCGUGCACACGCACGUGUGCCUGUGCACGCCGGAGAGCGUGACCCCCCACGCCCCCCCGCUGCUCUACGACCUGCGCGGGGACCCGGGCGAGGCCCGCCCGCUGACCCCCCGCUCCCAGCCGGACCUCCACAUGGACCUUUACCUGGACGUCUACCUGGACCUCUAG
Molecule: messenger RNA, 366 nt
Organism: Menidia menidia (Atlantic silverside)
Lineage: Eukaryota; Metazoa; Chordata; Actinopteri; Atheriniformes; Atherinopsidae
Source: the annotation of a GenBank genome assembly